UUGAUCGCUGGGACGAACAUGGCUGUGGUAUCCCCCGAUGCUGGGGGAUGUACAACUGAAACCAACGCGCACGAAAUUUUGAUUCAGAACGAGACGUUGAAGGUAAAGCUUUUCGAUACACCCAGUCUUGACGAGGGCCCUCGAGGUGCCGUUCCCGACAAGGAAGCUCGAAGAAUUCUGAAGCGCCUCGUUGGAACUCUGAUGAAGCAAGGCGACAUUCAUCUCAUCAUGUACUGCGUGCGAGGUGAACGAGUCGUUCUGACACUCCGCCGGAACUACAAGUUCAUCCAAUCCAUAGUCAAGAUGAGAGUUCCAAUUGUCCUCGUUGUCACAUGUUUGGAAUCCUACGAACCAGAGAUGGAAAAGUGGUGGAAGAUCAAUGAGCGAACUAUCUCAAACGUCGGGAUGACGUUUGCUGGCCACGCAUGUGUCACCACAGCGAUGAUAUCAGGACCUAAGGUCAUCGAGCGCCGCGACCAGUCAUACAUCCAUGUCUGCAAGCUCAUUGAGCAGUGUCGCUUGUCAAAUGAUACAGGGGUUCACACUGAGCCGUUACGAGGCACCAUUCACAACAUCCCUUCUAUAAUGACUGCAAGGUACAUAGAAUCCAGACAGGAUCUUUGCAUCAAAAUUGUCGUAGUCAUUGGGGAGACAGGGACAGGGAAAAGCUCACUCAUCAAUCUCAUUGCGGGCAAGCACGUAGCAGACACAUCUGCCGGCAUGGCCUGCUGUACAUUGCACUGGCAAGAACAUCCCAUCGAAUUCGAUGGCGGGUCUUAUAGGGUGUUCGAUACCGUUGGACUCGAUGAUCCACACCUGGGAAUCUCACAUUACCUCGAUGCUGUCGAGAAUGUCCAUAAGCUCAUCCAGGAUUUGGAGAGACAAGGGGGCAUUGAUCUGCUUCUGCUCUGCAUGCGUGCAGGCAGAAUAAAUGCUAUGCUUCAAAGCAAUUACCGACUCUUUCACGAACUCCUCUGUGACAAGAAGGUUCCCAUCGUUCUGGUGGUCACGGGCCUUGAACACCGUCCCAGGAUGGAGGAGUGGUGGGAGCUCGAACACCACAACCUCCACCGAUAUGGGAUCCAUGUCGCUGGUCAUGGGUGUAUCACUGCUGCCGCCAGCCUGCACUGCAGAUACCAAACCCGAUACAAACAAUUGCGCGUCACGAUCUGCAACCUUGUCAAGGAAUUCACUGCCGACGGGCAGAAGCAAGCAAUCAUAGGAGGAAACAGCUUGUUCAUGUCAUUCAUGGGUAAGUUGAGUGGGCUACUUGUGGGGAAUGGGCAAUCGCGUGUGAGAAAGGAUAUGAUCUCCUGCCUCACCCAGCGUUGCGGUGUAUCUCUAGCCGUUGCAGAACAGUUAGCUGACCGGAUCAAGAAAGACGCGGUGCGUGUUCGAUAG
Molecule: messenger RNA, 1401 nt
Organism: Suillus clintonianus
Lineage: Eukaryota; Fungi; Basidiomycota; Agaricomycetes; Boletales; Suillaceae
Product: P-loop containing nucleoside triphosphate hydrolase protein
Exons: 3
Biological process (GO): tRNA methylation; tRNA wobble uridine modification
Cellular component (GO): cytoplasm
Molecular function (GO): GTP binding
Source: RefSeq, a predicted model, not a curated record